Molecule: messenger RNA, 1855 nt
Organism: Rubroshorea leprosula
Lineage: Eukaryota; Viridiplantae; Streptophyta; Magnoliopsida; Malvales; Dipterocarpaceae
Source: the annotation of a GenBank genome assembly
GCCAACGAGGAGCGCAAAAAAAAAAAAAGGAAGGGAGGGUGGCGCAGGCGCACCCCACACCACCCACCAUCCUCUGCGGUGGGGGUGGGGCUGCCCACCAGCCACCAAGAUUUAUGACGGUCAGAAAAGGUGGGCCUAGGUGCGGUGCACAACUUAAUCAGGGCCCCCGUAGCGCACGUUAGCCCACCUCCACUCACGCACACCUAAGCGGUGGCCUCAUCCCACCUAGAUCUCAAAUUCAGCCGCAAACCCCACCUUUUAACCACCAUUCAAUAUGCCACCAAACCCCACUUUCUCCUCCUCCUCCUCCUCCACCACCUCGUCCUCCUCCUCCGAAGGAAAUCUCAUCUGCUUUUCUCAUCCCUUUCAUACCCCUUUUAUUAAAGUGGGUCGCUUUCUUUUCUCUUGGUCGUCUUCUGAUAAGGUCGGCCCUAACCAUCUUCAUUGACCUUGGGGGAUACCGGAUCUUAAGUCGAAACCCAUGUCUAACGCAUCGUCACCGUCGCCUCCGCUGGAUCCGUCGUCGCACCCAUCGCCGUCGCCACCACCACCACCACUGGCAGCGUUGGCACUACCAGCUACCCUUCCGUCGUCGUCAACUCCGCCGGCUACCUCUACUGUUACUCCGAACCCACGGCGUCUCCCUCCGCCUUGUUGGUCCCAUGAUGAGACCGUUGCCCUGAUUGACGCGUACCGCGAUAAGUGGUACGCGCUCCGUCGUGGGAACCUCAAGGCGCCCCACUGGCAGGAAGUGGCCGAAGCUGUGGCCCGACGAUGUCCGACUGCUUCGCCGCCGAAGACCGCUGUUCAGUGUCGCCACAAGAUGGAGAAGCUCCGGAAACGAUACCGGACUGAGAUCCAGCGGGCUAGAUCUAUGCCCGUUUCGAGAUUUUCUUCUUCUUGGGUCCAUUUUAAGAGUAUGGAUGCCAUGGAAAAGGGUCCUAAAGCGAAACCCAAUUACAAUUCGGAUAGUGCAGAUGAGGAUAACGAGGAUGACGAUGAAGAUGAGCAAGAUCAAGAUUUUUACGAUGAUGGAUACAAGAACGGGAGUAUCAAUACAAGAAGUGUACAGAAGUUGUAUCGAAACGGUAUUGGCAAUAAUGGUGGUAAUGUUAGGGGUGGUGCUGGGGGUAGUAGCGGUGGGUUUAGGAUUAGGAUACCCACCGGAGUUAGUAUUGCUCAGCCAGCUCCAAAAUUUUACGGCAAGAUAGAUCAGAAAUAUGCUGGAAAUGCUAAUGCUAGCCCUAUCCAUGGCAACCCUAACACCAAUCCUAGGGCUAGUUUUGGUGGGGCUGUGGCCGGGUCGACAUAUGGGACAAGGGUUUUGAGAGGGUUUGAAGAAUCGGCGGGGAAAUCAACUUCUUCCGGGAAGAGGGAGAGGGAGAGAGAUGCAGUGGCAGAGAUGGUGUCAGCCAUAAAGGUUUUGGGAGAUGGGUUUGUGAGGAUGGAGCAGAUGAAGAUGGAGAUGGCUAGGGAGAUAGAGACUAUGAGAAUGGAGAUGGAGAUGAAGAGAACUGAGAUGAUAUUGGAAUCACAGCAAAGGAUUGUGGAGGCCUUUGCUAAGGCUGUUUCAGAUAGAAAAAAGAAGCCUAAAAGAAUGGCCUCACCAGUGUCUUGAGAUGCUACCAAUGUACAAUAGUUUAUGCUGCUUCUUGUUUACACACGGAGCAAUCUGAUUAGCUGUAGUCUCGUGUUGUUUGGAUUGAUAUAAACUUAAUUUCCAAAACUGGUGCUGUAGAUUGCUUUGUAAUGUUGUGAUAUAUCUGUAUCUUUGGUUUAAGGCUUAGGAAAGUUGCUGCUUUGCUUUUUCAUGGUAUUUUUUUUUUUUGGUUUUUCAGUGCAGUUUGCCUGUUUA